This is a messenger RNA of Staurois parvus, 475 nucleotides long. The record is from the annotation of a GenBank genome assembly. Lineage: Eukaryota; Metazoa; Chordata; Amphibia; Anura; Ranidae.
AUGGGCCCCUGUACCGCCUCCUCAUGCUGCUGCCAGGCCCGUAAUCUGCCAUGGGCCCCCGUACCGACUCCUCAUGCUGCUGCCAGGCCCGUAAUCUGUCAUGGGCCCCUGUACCGCCUCCUCAUGCUGCUGCCAGGUCCAGAGUGUGUCAUGGGUCCCUGUACGGCCUCCCAUUGCUGCUGUCUCUAUCGCCACACUCUGCCAUGUGCCACUUUCAGGUCUCCUCACACUGCUGGUGGUUUCCAUUUUUGUCAUAGGGUGCUGUAUGGCCUCCCAUUGCUGCUGCCUCCACCGCCACACUGUGGCUCCACACUCUGGUUUUGGCCCCGUGACUGCCCAAAUGAGUGAAGUGUGCGGUGAUUCUAAGAUCGACGGCACUCAUCUGCAUGUCAUACUGACUGACAGUAUUAUUUCUCUUCCCCAGCAGACUCCAAGGGCAUUUAAAUUAAAGGUACAGUGUUCUGCACUAAUAUUA